CAAACACACACACACACAUUGACUGUCGCCUCUCCAAUUCUAUCCCUACCUCACCUACACAAAAUACAUAUUUUAAUAUAUACGUACACAGAGUGGUAUUUUUAUACACACUUUCCACUAUGUGUAUACGCAUAUAAAUAUACAUGGCUGACUCUCCACAUCAUCCUAACAUGAGUAGACAAGACCCUCCACACCCUAACCAGCAACCUUUUACCUCUCCUCCUCCACCGCCACCACCACUUCCGCCGCCCCCGGCACCUCCACCUCCUCCUUCGAGGGAUCAAUCUUCACAUCUGCAACCAACCAUUACAAGUGAAGAACUACCAUCUCCCAAGAAGGUCAAGAAAAGCUCCACCUCUUCUAGCGGGUCUCCCAGCCGCCCUGCAGCCGGAAAACACCCGUUAUACCGCGGUAUAAGGAGUCGCAGUGGAAAAUGGGUGUCCGAGAUUCGGGAGCCCAAAAAGACUACCCGUAUAUGGCUCGGCACCUAUCCUUCACCGGAGAUGGCUGCUGCCGCCUACGAUGUGGCGGCGCUGGCCCUCAAAGGUGGUGACACAUUAUUGAAUUUCCCGGAUCGUGUUGGCACGUAUCCGGUUCCGGCUUCUCCUUCUCCAACGGAUAUUCGGCGAGCAGCCGCCAGCGCGGCCGCGUUGAUGAAACCUGAGAGCAGCGGUGAGGCGGCGGCAGAUGGUGGGCAGCAGGGGCAUGACGAAUCUGUUUCUAAUGAAGAAACGUUGACUAGUGGGCAUGAGUUUAUAGACGAGGAGGCACUGUUUCACAUGCCCAAUUUGCUGAUGGACAUGGCGGAGGGAAUGCUCGUCAGCCCGCCGAGGAUGGCGUCGCCGCCGUCGGACGACUCGCCGGACAACUCCGAUGCUGAAAAUCUAUGGAGCUACUUCUGACAAGCCUCCAAAGCAGUAUCAUGAGAAAUUAACAAGCAGACAUGAAAACUUUCAUUGUAUCAUCUUCUUCAAUUACAUAUAUACAGAAUUUCUGCUCAAACAACAAGAAUUAAAUGCAUGUAAUGCAUGGACGAAAUGGGUUUUUUCUUUUUUUUUUUUUGAAGAAAAAAAUGAUCUGUUAAUUCAGGAUUCGUUCAGAAGAUUCAAUUCGUUUCAGACAGCUCAAACCUGUACGAUUUUAGGGUUAAGCAGAAGCUGUCUCUUGUAGUAGAUUGAUUUCAAUUUCAAACUGAAAAAUAAAAAAUUAUAUGUUGUUCUGGUCA
Messenger RNA from Sesamum indicum (sesame), 1225 nucleotides. RefSeq names its product ethylene-responsive transcription factor ERF027. Gene Ontology annotation, molecular function: DNA binding; DNA-binding transcription factor activity. The record is from RefSeq and is a predicted model, not a curated record. NCBI's taxonomy places the organism in Eukaryota, Viridiplantae, Streptophyta, Magnoliopsida, Lamiales, Pedaliaceae. Gene Ontology annotation, biological process: regulation of DNA-templated transcription.